Messenger RNA from Drosophila bipectinata, 978 nucleotides. RefSeq lists its product as uncharacterized. The record is from RefSeq and is a predicted model, not a curated record. Lineage: Eukaryota; Metazoa; Arthropoda; Insecta; Diptera; Drosophilidae.
UCAAACACGCAUCGAAACAAAUUCAGGGUCCCGGAACGGUCACAUUCAGUUUGUUGAGUGACAGGCAGAGUGAGUCAAUCGAAAAGAAUCAGGAGCUACAGAAGAAGAUGGCUGGCGAUGCACCCAAUUCGAAGCGAGAUGGAGCCAGGUCCUUCCAGCUCGUCGUAGUGGAGAUUGGAAACGAUCAGGAUAUCGAGGUGGGUGUGGAUGCCGCAUUGGUGGACAACAAUGCAACAUCCGCCGGAGGCGUCGGCGGUGGCAGCAGCAGUGAGCCGAGCACUUCCAGUGACACGGAUAGCGAUUGCAACGAAGUUGAAAGCAACUCCGACACUGAUGCUAAUGCUAAUGCCAUGGUGAAUUCUGGCGACGAGAACUGCUGCGAGUUCGGGCCGCAUAGCCUUAAGUACAGUCUCCUGGACGGAGACUCCGACAUCGAGCUGGACGACGUGGAGCUGUUCUGCGAGGAAACCAUUGCCCUACUGGCCCACGAAAUCCUCUGCUGCGAAGGGGAAAGCGAUUCGGAAUCGGAGUCGGAAUCGGGGUCAGAGAGCAACUACUUGGACCUGGGGUCGAUGCAGGGGGAGCAGGUCCUCCAGAAUCAGGGAAUGCUCGAUGGUAACCUGGAGUAUGGACUGCAGAAUCCGUACCAGCUGAUGCUUAGCGAGGAGGACGAGGAUGACGACGCUAAGGACAACGAAAACGAGGGCCAGAGCUCCCUUGACAAUUCCAUGACUAGCCAGACUAGCCAGACUCUUUCCGGAUCAGAAUCCGAAUAGCGAAGAAAAGUCAAAGGCCAAUAAGGAAAACAAUUUCGAUUAAGAAAGCCCUAUAAAAUGAAAAUGUAAACAUGUUUUAAUAAUUCCAUGGCUAUGGAAUAGUAAAUGCAAUUAUCUAAAGGUGCUUGUUCUUAUUCUAUAGUCAAGAAGUCUACUUAUAGGUUUUCAAUUAAUUAAACUCGAACUUGUAGUUUCCAAUUUA